UUAUUUGUAACAAAGUUAUGGGAUGCUAUUAUUAAAGAUAAUGAUUUAGUGAAAACUAGUAAUACUUUAUUUUUUGAUAUAGGAGAAUUUAAUGGACCUGAAGUAGUUAACACUUUAAACAAUAGUUUGAGUAGAGAUUACCCAUUGAUAAAAUCAUUUAAAUUUUAUUUCUUAAAAGAAUUACGUCAACGAGGAUUUUAUUUCAAUGAAAUCAAGGAUUUCUGUUUAGCAUUGAAUCAAAAUAGCGUGCAUUGGUUUUCUGAUCUAAAAUGGGAUCUGGAUCAUGUUGGUGUCUUGCCAUUUAAUCCAUAUUGGGUAUUGGAUGAUUAUCAUAUUAUUGAAAAGACCUUUAAAGCAGUAACUGAUAAUAAUACAGUACACUUUAAAAAAUAUUUAGAAAUACUCAAAAAUGAUUCAACUUUAACAUCACGUAUAGCCUUUUUUGGAUUUAUCUUUACAAGAUUACAAUUACCAAAAUCAGCUGGUGAAUUGAGACAUGCUGAUAAUCUUGAUGCCUUAGAUGGCAAAGAUGAGUACAAUCCUAUAAUAU
This is a messenger RNA of Entrophospora sp. SA101, 550 nucleotides long. The record is from the annotation of a GenBank genome assembly. Lineage: Eukaryota; Fungi; Glomeromycota; Glomeromycetes; Entrophosporales; Entrophosporaceae.